AUGAUCAUACCGCAGCAAAGAUGGGCCUGGAGUGUUGGAGACGUUUUUUCCACAGUCAGGUUAGCUAUCUUUCAAUCAUCAACUGAGUUUAAGCAGUAGCUUGACAGACUUGUCUUGUUAUGAAUAACAUAUAUAACACACUGUGAAAAUCACAAUAGUUAAGACAACAACAAAAUCGUUAAUGUGCCAGACGGAAAAAAACCCAAUUCAAAACAGGAAAAAACAUUUAUUUUUUUCCUGAUUUGAAUCGAGUUUUUGCGUAAUAAACCGGGGUUUUUCCCAAGUUAGUUGGUCCAUAAGAUUUCACAAUCAGUAACUAACCCCUAGAAAUGUAUGCGCUGCUUGCAGGUGCGCGUAACUGAACAUGUUCACAGAAAAUUUUAUACAGAAAAGAAACAAAGGAAAAAUAUUAACAGUGUUCUUUUACUUCUUCUUAUUAUAGCUCUGUCGUAGCAUUUACAAUAAUUUUUCUACAUCACCAACGUUGGAUUGUUCUCCGCCGCACAUUCAUAUUGGGAGCAAUCAUGUAUGGACUCCGCGCAGUUAUCCUGGGAGUCACUUUUUUACCGCCUUCGUUCCACAACAGAGACGAAAUUUGCCAACCACAAGUGAACAGAACUGCAAUGUACGGAAUGGAAAUUGCCACGAGGUUUGAUUUGAAAAAACAAAGAAGUUAUGUUUCUGUUACAGGUUCUUAACGUACGUAAUCACGUUAGGGUUGACAUCCGGACAAGAGAAAAUUCUAUGCGGAGAUUUGAUGUUCAGUGGGCACACAGUUGUUCUCACAAUCAUGUAUUUUGUUCAACUGCAGUAUACACCAAGAAAAUUAGUUAUUCUCAGGUUCAUUUUGCUCGGUAAACCUCUGCAAUUUUUGAGCAGAACUUUAGCAACUUUUGCCCGACUACUGCUCAAAUGUUGCUAAAGUAUUGUUUAAAAGCUGCUAUCACCCCAAAGUAAGCUCAAAAGUUGCUGAAAUGUUGUUAAAAAGCGUUGUUGAAGAUGUUUACCGAGUGGAUUAAACAAAAAUUAAUUUCAAGAACCAAAUUGCUCACAGAUACCUUUUCCCAGGUAUAUUGCUGCACCAAUCACUUUUCUGGGAAUUGGUGCACUUGUAGUGUCAGGCGGCCAUUACACUAUGGACGUGAUGAUUGCGUACUGGCUAACAAGUCACGUCUUUUGGUCUUACCACCAGAUCUUUGAAAUGAAAAAAGAAGAAAGAACACAAGCCCCGUUGAGUCGUCUUUGGUAACAAGUGGUUAAAAAAAUCAAUCCAAACGAAAUUAUUACAGGUGGUUUUGGUUAUGUUACUGGUUUGAAUCAGAAGUUUCAGAUGGCAAAUUAGUGAACAAAUGGAGUUGGCCCUUUGAAGGCCCAGCAAAAAUGCAUACAAUCAUGAAUAGAGUCAAUUUGAGGUUGCAAUGAUUGUAUUAAAUUAUUAGGUUAAUUACUGAGUUUCCAUCUUCAAAAAUGUUUCAAGAAAUAUUUGGGAAAUGUUUCGUUACGUUUUUCAAACCAGUAACUCUCAAAGCUGGCGCCUCUCGAAUAAUGAUUUCUGGUUUUAAUUUAUCUUCAACAAAAAAAUUAAAAUUUUAAAUAGAUUAACUCUUGGCACCCUAUCUUUGAAAUAGGGAAUUUAUUCACACGUGAUGCUCUGCCCUAUAUCCCGCCUCAUAAAUUUAACAAAUAAACUACAAACCGGUUUCUCAGCAGUGCUAGAUAAAAAAGAAAGCUUUCAGUAGCUUGAAACCCGGCGUAGCCGGGGGGCAGGCUUGUGUUUUAUAACAAGGUACCUCCAUGUACCGUUUGGUUGGGAAUUUUCAACAAAUUGUCUGAGUAGAUUUUUUAGCACCUUGUAAUUACCUUUUGAGAUAGUUUUCAUUAUUCUAAUAGUCUAAAUAUUCUUAAAUGCAAGGCUGAGAAAACCGUACAUUUCGCUAAAACUCGUCAUAUAUCCAUCCUGGCCUACAACCUUGUUUGUUCCACUUCUUAAUAUUCAUUCAAUAGAGUUCCAUCCGAAUAACAAGUUAAAAAAAAAUUAUUUACUAGCACUUCAAAAUUCAAAACUUCAAAGCCGCGAACUUUUCUAUUUUAUCACUGAAAUUCACAUUGAUAGCGGUUGAGUACGAUUGCCACACUUAGAAAUGUUGAGUUCUGACUGAAUAGGACUGAAAAAUUUACGGCUACAUAGUCAGAGAAAAAAAAACAAGAGGGUGAUACGUGUGCAUGAUAUAUCUAUUUCCUACAUAGAGAGCCAUUUACUAUCAUUUCCAUUAAUGUUCUUACUUCUGACGUUUGACUGCAAGGGGUUAGCAAAAUGCCAGCCUAUAGAAAAACGCUUCAAUUUUGUAUCGCCGCAACGCUUUGUGAAUCUCUAAGCAGCGGAUACGGUAUAACCUGCAUAUCUAUUGGCGUUGGCGAUAAUUCUAAUUUCAGUCGCGCUCGACACUCCGUGCAUAACUAUAUUGAGUCGCUAUGCAACGAAUUUCGCCAUGGGACAGUCAAAUUGGCGCGAAUUUAAGUUUUAA
Caenorhabditis sp. 36 PRJEB53466 is the source of this 2525-nucleotide messenger RNA. The record is from the annotation of a GenBank genome assembly. NCBI's taxonomy places the organism in Eukaryota, Metazoa, Nematoda, Chromadorea, Rhabditida, Rhabditidae.